Messenger RNA from Neurospora hispaniola, 2178 nucleotides. RefSeq names its product putative galactose oxidase precursor. The record is from RefSeq and is a predicted model, not a curated record. Lineage: Eukaryota; Fungi; Ascomycota; Sordariomycetes; Sordariales; Sordariaceae. The transcript is spliced from 3 exons. Gene Ontology annotation, molecular function: protein binding. The coding region runs from base 1 to 2178 and encodes 725 amino acids.
AUGACGAUUUUGCUUUGCCACUUGGAAUAUCCUGUUAUACUAGCCUUUUGGGCCACUCUUCCCUCCCUCGAAGGUGUGAAUGCUAUGGGCACUUAUUUGCUCGAAGCAAUGAACCAAGAACGCGUUUCUGGCUAUGGCCCUGUCGACGAGCCGUCUUGGGUACCAACUUUCUUCGAUGAAUCGCCUCCUCACAAAGGUCAUCGCAUUUCCCGGGAAGAUUGGACCUUAACAUGCAGCAGCGAGGAAAGCGACUAUCCGUGUCAGAAUGCCAUCGACGGCUCCAACACCACUUCCUGGCGAAGCGGCCCUAUCAGCCAUCUCAAGGGCCACAUCAGCAUCACAGUUGACCUCAAGAACCACUACUCAGUCAGCGCCCUGGUCAUCCUGCCGCCGAUUGACACUGAGAAGGACGGGUUGAUCACUCACCACGAGAUCUGGGUCAGUAUGGACAACAAGAACUGGAAGGGUCCCAUCGCCUAUGGCAUGUGGCCCAACUCCAACAGACAGCGCCUGUCUGCUUUCGAGCCCACAUCUGCCCGAUACGUGAAGCUCACUGCCAACGCUGAAGCCACCGAGUCCUCAUGGAUUGGCAUCUCCGAACUGAACCUCUACGCCACUCUGUAUACCAUCCCUCGGGACCCCAAGAAUGGUCUCUGGGGACCGACCAUUGACUUCCCUGUCGUGCCUGUUGCUGGGGCUCAGGAGAAGUCUGGUAACAUCGUCCUUUGGUCAUCCUGGGCCUCGGAUCAGUUCCACUCCACACCUGGUGGUCAGACUGCAAUGGCCCGUUGGAACCCCUUCACCAAAGAGGUUUCCAAGCGUAUUGUCACCAACACCCAGCACGACAUGUUCUGCCCCGGUAUUUCCAUCGAUGGUACCGGCAUGAUGGUUGUGACUGGCGGCAAUGACGCCUCCCCGACCAGUCUCUACGAUGGUGAACUGGAUAAGUGGAUCAAGGGUCCUGACAUGCACCUCCGUCGUGGGUAUCAGGCUUCCACUACCCUCGCCGAUGGACGGGUUUUCGUCAUCGGUGGCUCUUGGGCUGGAGGCUCCAACAUCGCCAAAGAUGGAGAAAUCUAUGACCCUGCCACCAGGAACUGGACCAUGUUGCCCGGUGCCAAAGUCAAGCCGAUGCUGACGGAUGACAUGGAGGGGCCAUGGAGAGCCGACAACCACGGCUGGCUCUUCGGGUGGAAGAAGAACAGCGUCUUCCAGGCCGGUCCUAGCAAAGCUAUGAACUGGUACUACGUGGAAGGAGAAGGCAGCUUCAAGGGAGCCGGAGAGCGUGGCGAGGACGACGAUUCCAUGUCUGGCAACGCUGUCAUGUUUGAUGCUGUGAAUGGUAAGAUCCUCACCAUCGGAGGUUCGCCUGACUACGACAAGUCCUGGGCUACCAGCAACGCACAUGUCAUCACUCUGGGCGAACCAGGCCAAGAGCCAGACGUGCGGGCUGCCGGACAGGGGGGAAAGAUGCACUCCGAGCGCGUCUUCCACACCUCCGUCGUCCUUCCAGAUGGCAAAGUCUUCAUUGCCGGCGGCCAGACUUUCGGUAUCGCUUUCAACGAGGAGAACGUGCAGUUUGUGCCCGAGUUGUACGAUCCAGAGUCAAACACCUUCACCGAGCUCUCCCAGAACAACGUCGUCCGCGUCUACCAUAGCCUCUCCAUCCUGCUGCCCGACGGCCGAGUCUUGAACGCCGGCGGCGGUCUCUGCGGCAACUGCUCCGCCAACCACUACGACGCCCAGAUCUUCACGCCGCCCUAUCUCCUGACAGAGAACGGUGAAGAGCGAUCCCGUCCCGAGAUCACCACCAAACUGCCCGAUACCAUCGAAGUCGGAGGGAAACUGAAAUUCCACACCAACCGCCGCAUCGCAUCCGCCUCCUUGGUCCGCCUCUGCAGCGCUACCCACACCGUCAACACCGACCAGCGUCGUGUUCCUCUCCAUUUCAGGAGGCGUAUGCCGGUGUUCGGUCGCUACCAUGUACACAUCCCCAAUGACCCCGGCAUCGUCAUCCCUGGGUACUGGAUGCUGUUUGUCAUGGAUGAGGCGGGCACACCCAGCAUUGCGAAGACAAUCAUGAUCACUUCCAACGUGAAGACAAUUGGAGGAGCGAGCGAUGAGCAGACGCAAUAUUCCUCGUCGCGGAUGAGGUUCCAAAUUGAGUUGGCGAAAUGA